Messenger RNA from Acanthisitta chloris (rifleman), 1473 nucleotides. Its product is annotated as keratin, type I cytoskeletal 12-like. The record is from RefSeq and is a predicted model, not a curated record. Gene Ontology annotation, molecular function: structural molecule activity. NCBI's taxonomy places the organism in Eukaryota, Metazoa, Chordata, Aves, Passeriformes, Acanthisittidae. The transcript has 10 exons. The coding region runs from base 1 to 1473 and encodes 490 amino acids.
AUGGCCCUGUCCGUGCGCACCAGCGGAGGCUCCCGGCCCUUCUCCUCUCGCAGCGGAUUUGGGGGGGGAUCGAUGAGGAUGUCCAGUUCUAGUGGCGCAGGAGGCUUUGGUGGCAGUGGCCUUGGGUUUGGCGGUGGCUCUGGGGGAGGUUUUGGUGCUGUUUCUCUACUGGGUUCAGGCUCUGCCUUCAGUGGGGGCUUUGGGAGCAGGUUUGGAGGUGGUUUGGGUGGUGGCUAUGGAAGCAGCUUGGGCAGUGGGUUUGGGGGAGGUUUGGGAAGUGGCUUUGGCAGCAGUUCAGGCGCUGGUGGCUUUGGCCCUGCAGGUGCUGGGGAUGGAGGUCUUCUUUCUGGCUCAAAAAAGGAAACCAUGCAGAACCUCAACGACCGUCUGGCUGCGUAUCUGGACAAAGUGAGGUCCCUGGAGGAUGCCAACACUGAGCUGGAGCGCAAAAUCCGUGAGUGGUACGAGAAAAGUGGCCCUGGCACUGGCAGCCCUGGAUCUGGGAACGACUACAGCAAGUUCUAUCCUCUUAUCGAAGAUCUUCGGAACAAGAUCAUUAACGCAACCAUCGACAAUGCCAGGAUCAUCCUGCAGGUCGACAAUGCCAGAUUGGCUGCUGACGACUUCAGACUGAAAUAUGAGAACGAAGUGGCUCUUCGGCAGAGCGUGGAGGCUGACAUCAACGGCCUGCGCAGAGUCCUGGACGAGCUGACCCUGACCAGAGCUGACCUGGAGCUGCAGAUUGAAAGCCUGAAUGAAGAACUGGCUUAUCUCAAGAAGAAUCAUGAAGAGGAGCUCCAGGGCAUCCAAAGCAGUGAGUUUGGCCAGGUCAGUGUGGAAAUGGAUGCUGCCCCAGGGACUGACCUGACCAAGGUUCUGAAUGACAUGAGAGGACAGUACGAGGUCAUUGCCGAGCAGAACCGCAAAGAGGCCGAAGCAUGGUUCAACGAGAAGAGUGGGGAGCUGAAAAGGGAAAUCUCCACCAACACGGAGCAGCUCCAGUCAGGAAAGAGCGAGAUCACGGAUUUAAAACGGACUCUGCAGAGUCUGGAGAUAGAGCUGCAGUCCCAGCUCGCCAUGAAAAAAUCCCUGGAGGACACCCUAGCAGAAACAGAAGGUGGUUACUGUGCUCAGCUGUCACAGAUCCAGCUGCAGAUCGGGAACUUGGAGUCGCAGCUGUUCCAGGUCAGGGCUGACAUGGAGCGCCAGAACGCAGAAUAUCAGCAGCUUCUGGACAUCAAGAGUCGCCUGGAAAUGGAGAUUGAGACCUACAGGCGUCUGCUGGAUGGAGAGGGUGCAGGACAGGCAGUCACAUUUGAAAGCUCAUCCCUGACAGGGUCCAAAUCUCAAACACAGUCACUGGAUUCUUCUCAGGAUCCAACCAAAACUAGGAAGAUCAAGACAAUUGUGGAAGAAGUGGUAGAUGGAAAAGUCAUUGCAUCCCACGUUAAGGAAGUUGAAGAGAAGAUAUGA